AUGGAGAAAAUGCUACAGAUAGUGGUGUUUGCGAAGGCCAUCAUCAGCUGCAGUGCCCUCCUGGACCUGUCUGGCCUCCACCAGGUCAAUGGGACAUGGAAGGGAUCCACCGCUUUACCUUGUACCUAUGUGCCCUCAGAAGGUUUCACAGAGCAAACGCUCACCUGGAGCGUGACGCGAGACCACAGCACCUCCACCAUCUUCCGGAGGGAUGACUCUGGUGACCACGUCUUGUUGUCUCGGUUCAGAAACCGUGUCACUGUCCCAAAGAACACCCCAGGGGAUGUCACGCUACAAAUGAGGAACCUCGAAAUCCCUGACAGUGGACUCUACACCUGUCAAGUCACGUGGAACUCCAAAAAUAAUGGCGUGAUAACAAAGGAGAUGACCACUACAGUUAAAGUUGUCAAAGCUGCGGUGACAAAGCCCGUCAUCAGGGCUGGAGAGCUGGGCCUGGUGCUCCCGGCAGGAGCCAGCACCAGGGCGGCGAGCCCCCCCCCCAUCAGCUACCGCUGGUUCCUGGGGGAGCCGGGAGGCACCGCUCGGCGCCUGAGCAGCGGGGCCGAGCUCACGUUUGACAACCUGCGGCCCUCGCACUCGGGCAAAUACUACUGCGAAGCAGAGAACCGCGUCGGGGCCCUGGUUGUCCAGCAGAGCGAUGCUGUAGAGCUCACGGUGAGAGAUCUGCCCGCAGUCACCACGCAGGACACCAGCUCGGCAGCAUCCCCCAUUGCCACAGGUGAGCAGAGACCUUCGCGGUGCUACGCAGAGACCUCGCAUGGAAGCACAAGCCGGAGCACUGCAGAUGUCACAAGAACAGAGACUGCUAAGGACCAGGAGGAGGUAAAUUCUAGGAAUGAAGCAUCAUAUGAAACUAUCACCAUGAAAUGCAAUGACUAUAGCAACAUAUGCAUUGGGGAAAACACGGAAUGCGAGACCCUUGUGAAGUCCAUGGAAUCAGAAUAUGAGUAGAAAACUUCUAUCAGGCUACAUGCAUUUCCAUGUGCGCAACUGUGCAGAAGAUGGAGCUGCAGAUCUUGAGUGGUGAAUUCUACCAAAGGAAACUAUUUUUCCUGUCUGCUACUUUGCUGAUAAAUAUUCCAGUCUUGCUGCUUUGUUUA
Tinamus guttatus (white-throated tinamou) is the source of this 1121-nucleotide messenger RNA. Lineage: Eukaryota; Metazoa; Chordata; Aves; Tinamiformes; Tinamidae. The record is from RefSeq and is a predicted model, not a curated record.